Messenger RNA from Notodromas monacha, 2112 nucleotides. The record is from the annotation of a GenBank genome assembly. Lineage: Eukaryota; Metazoa; Arthropoda; Ostracoda; Podocopida; Cyprididae.
AGGUGCACUAUCGCAAAGUUUUUCGCACUAACUUAUUAAAAACUGUUGUCGGAAAUAUGGCGGAUGCGGUGAAAGCUGAUGAGAAUGUCCAGUCGCUGAAGAAUCUCGCCCACAGAUUACGUAUUCUUUCCAUUGAUGCUACCAACAAAUGCAAUUCUGGUCAUCCAACAUCAUGCAGUUCAAUGGCCGAGAUCGUUUCUGUCCUGUUUUUCAAUGAAAUGCGCUAUAAGCUAUCCGAGCCGAGAGACCCGGCUAGUGAUAGAUUUAUCCUGUCGAAAGGUCACUCCGCCCCAAUCCUUUACGCAGCAUGGGCUGAAGCCGGUCUGUUCCCGGUUUCUGAUCUUGAUAAUUUGAGGAAGCUGGAUUCGGAUUUGGAAGGACAUCCCACGCCAAGAUUGAACUUCAUUGAUGUCGCUACUGGUUCGCUUGGACAAGGACUGGGCGUUGCUGCUGGAAUGGCUUACGUUGGAAAAUAUCUGGACAAUGCCGAUUUCAGGACUUAUUGCUUGAUUGGUGAUGGAGAAUCUGCCGAGGGUUCCAUUUGGGAAGCGCUGAACUUCGCAUCGUAUUACAAAUUGGACAAUCUCGUCGCCAUUUUUGAUGUCAAUCGAUUGGGCCAGUCUGAUCCAACAUCUCUUGCUCAUGAUAUGGACACUUACAAGAAUCGCUUGGAAAGCUUCGGGUUUCAUGCUCUCGUCAUUGACGGUCAUGAUGUUCAAGCGUUAUUGUCGGCAUUCCAAGAAGCGAAACUAACAAAAGGAAAGCCCACGGCUAUUAUCGCGAAGACUUUUAAGGGGAAAUACUUUCCGGAGAUCGAAGACACUGAGGGAUGGCACGGUAAACCAUUGGGUGAAAGAGGACCAGCUGCCAUUGAGGCAAUCAAGAAGCUAGUCACAGAUUUCGAUUUCAAGCCAGUCCCGGCUGCACCAUCUGAAGCCAAGUUACAUCCAGUGGAUGCAGCGAACAUUAAGUUGAGCGAGCCCCCAGCAUAUAAAGUAGGGGACAAGGUUGCCACCAGAGUUGCCUACGGAACGGCCUUGGUUAAAUUGAACUCGGACCGUGUUGUUGCACUCGACUGUGAUGUAAAGAACUCGACAUAUUCUGAAAAGUUGCGAAAGAUCAAUAAAUUGCGGCACAUCGAGUGCUUCAUUUGCGAGCAGAAUAUGGUUGGCGUGGGCGUUGGAGUCGGAUGUAGAGGUCGCACGAUUCCAUUUUGUUCCACAUUUGCUACCUUUUUUACUCGAGCCUAUGAUCAAAUCCGAAUGGGAGCUAUUUCGCAAAGCAACCUUAACUUCGUCGGGUCGCACGCUGGUGUGAGUAUUGGUGAAGAUGGCCCGUCUCAGAUGGGGCUCGAAGACAUCGCUCUCUUCCGCACAAUUCCGAAUUGCACUGUGUUCUAUCCGUCGGAUGCUGUAUCGGCGGAAAGAGCCGUGGAACUUGCAGCUCAGUUGCCGGACAUGUGCUUCAUCCGGACUUCGCGACCGAAUACAGCUGUUCUCUACGACAACGCCGAGCUCUUCGAGGUUGGUAAAGCAAAAGUGGUCAAAAAGUCGGAAGAUGAUAAAGUUUUGGUCAUCGGUGCAUGCGUUACCCUGGAAGAAGCUCUCGUUGCUUUUGACAAGCUCGCUGGCGAAGGCAUCCACAUUCGAGUUAUGGAUCCAUUCACGAUCAAGCCAAUUGACGCUGCAGGAAUCCUAGCUAAUGCCCGAGAAUGUGCUGGAAAGAUCAUUACGGUGGAGGAUCAUUACCCAGAAGGUGGUUUGGGAGAAGCAGUUCUAUCGGCUGUUGCGGAGUGUCCGGACAUCAUAGUGAAAAAGCUGGCUGUCCCAAGGAUUCCAAGAUCUGGACCUCCAGCUGAUUUGAUGGAUCUGUACGGCAUUUCUGCAAGGAGUAUUGUUGAUGCGGUCAAAAGCAUGAUUUAAAAUAUCGAGCCAAAAAGACGGCAUCUUUAUAUUUUAUCUCGGAGAAUUUCUUAAUUCAUCAAAUAUGUUGUACGAUAUUCAAAAAUGUCUCCCUGUGAGUGAAAACUCGGAUAUUUGAACGCGCUUCAAUUUCGCACUCCCAUUUUGUCUCAUUUUGGAAUGGCUUGAAUAUACCAACGGUCUCUUCAUA